AUGAACCGUGAUUGGAAAAAAGAAGAUGAAACAUCAUCCAAAUUCAUUGUCAGUGGUUGGUACUACAGGCAUACUCCACGGGCUGUAUUAGGUCCAGUACCACAAUGGUGGUGUCCUUUCGAUCUACUUGGUCUUUUUCUUAGCCUCCUGGGGCCAGCGCCGGCCUCUGCUGACAAAAACAACUUCUAUCUACCCCUCACAGCAGUCUACGGCCGUUGGUGCUCACGUAUCGCGGGUGCAGCAGAUGAGAAGUGGAAGUGGAAGCCAAGUAUUGAAGGCGAGGGUGAGCUGCCGUUUGUUUUCCAAUGUACAUGGUACCUCCAGGUCGACAAGAGCACCAGGCAGCAUUGGGGGCAAUACUUUCUGGGAGCAUCCAAUGCCGGGGACAAGUUCGAAACAGAUGUGAAGCUUGACACAUAUACGGGAGCCUGGAGGGAGCGUGCACAAGAGGCCCGUUUUGAUAUGUUAUUCAGAUGUCAGAAAGUGCCCAUGGUUCAAGUAAACGACUUCAAAAACAAGACAGCUCCCAACAUGGAGAAGAAGGCCGAUCGCAACAUGGUACCGUACGGAAACUGCGCCGAAACGUACCCAUUCGCUAUCAGAUUCUUGGCAGAUAAAAAGCAAAACCAAACUUCAAUGACCGGCCUCGCUCUCAAAAGCAAAUUCAUGGAAAAGGCGGAGUAUCCCGACUAUGAAGAAUACUCUACCAGUGAUGUUUGGAAGAACCUGAUGGCUCCUUGUGCUAAUUGCAAGGUGCUUCUUCAAAAUGCCGGGGCGUUGGAGUCGCAGUUUGCAGCAAAUCUAGAUAAGGCCAAGGCUCCCAAACGACCAAAGUCCAUGCUGGAAGGUGAGGAGCUGUUAGUCGAGGAUGGAAGUUUGGAAAAAGAGAAGCACCAGGCUUUACUCGCAGUUUCGUAG
Molecule: messenger RNA, 918 nt
Organism: Fusarium odoratissimum NRRL 54006
Lineage: Eukaryota; Fungi; Ascomycota; Sordariomycetes; Hypocreales; Nectriaceae
Exons: 2
Coding region: 1-918 (305 amino acids)
Source: RefSeq, a predicted model, not a curated record